UGAAAAUGGGCUGAUUCAACUCAAACACUGGCAAGAAAGGGAGGCAACAAGAGAAUGAAAAUGACCAGUUCACCCCCAUAGUAGUGGACUAUGGCUCCCUUCCUCAGCCAAGAGAGUUCAGUCCUGAGAAAUAAGAAGGAAGCAGAUGAAAUUAUUGAAAAACUUGUAGAUCCAGUCGAAUUUGCAGUUAAAAAUCUUGACCAAGAGAAUCCAACCAGACUUGAUGUUACCCGACUUCUUCCGAUCGAUUUAGAAGCAGUUUGAUAUAAAUAAGGGGAUAGAAGAUGUAUCAAAAGAUGAAUUUAUAAACCAGGCUUAUAAGUGUAUCAAUCUGGUUAGGAUGGCACCGGUUUUCUUCGCCAAUAACAUCCUGGAAUGAGUCCAGAGCAGAUAUUGAUCAAACAAAGAUUACCACACCUUCGAUGGACUGAGGUUCAUCACAAUGGAUGGAGUCUCAAAGUGUAAUGAAGUCCUUGAUGAGCUCGGAAAAAUGUCAAAGGUACCUCAGCUGAUCUGGUCUGAUACUCUCAGUGACGCUGCCUUCAUCAUGAGUGACGAUGUUGGCCUGAAUACUUAUGAAAAAGAGAAAUAUCGGCUAAACUACCUCAAACUUGAGCUUUACCCUGAUGAGAAAGAUGACAAAGGGCUCAGGUUAACUGAAUUUAAGGAGCAUAAGUCAGUAAUUGGCUUUGAAUGUGUCUGCAAUAUUCUGAUUGAUGACGGAGGCAUCUUUACCGAUGGAGCACUAAAGGCAUUGAUGGACCCUGAUAUGGCCUUUGUAGGUAUUGGUUACAAAGAAAUAAACGAUACUCGCUCUAACUAUAUAGUAAUAGCCAAUAGACCUCCCCUAGAGGAUAAGGAAAUUGCCAAAUUGACUUACGAAGACCUUGAGCCCGAAUUCGAUCCUAAAAGUGACCCUCUCUACCCAUUCAAUUUCUAA
Moneuplotes crassus is the source of this 940-nucleotide messenger RNA. The record is from the annotation of a GenBank genome assembly. NCBI's taxonomy places the organism in Eukaryota, Ciliophora, Spirotrichea, Euplotida, Euplotidae.